Rana temporaria (common frog) is the source of this 795-nucleotide messenger RNA. Its product is annotated as cytochrome c oxidase assembly factor 1 homolog. The record is from RefSeq and is a predicted model, not a curated record. Gene Ontology annotation, biological process: mitochondrial respiratory chain complex I assembly; mitochondrial respiratory chain complex IV assembly. NCBI's taxonomy places the organism in Eukaryota, Metazoa, Chordata, Amphibia, Anura, Ranidae. The transcript has 8 exons. Gene Ontology annotation, cellular component: mitochondrial inner membrane. The coding region runs from base 331 to 765 and encodes 144 amino acids.
AGAAGGACAUGCUGCAUGUAUAGAGGAAAAUAAAAGAAUAGUGAGUGAAUGAAUGGUGACGACUGAAGCAGAGCUUUCCAUACAGAGGACAGAGUGCAGAUACAUAGUCUAAAUGAUCGCUGCUGCUUCAUUUUUGGGAAAUGUGUAUCUGAAGUAAAGUAAUAAACUCAGUACGGACUUCACCUUUCCAUCUUCAGGGGUACCACAAAGUCUUCUUAUUGUACUUCAACUGAACAACAGGUUUUGGAAAAGUUUACCCUGGCCUCACUAAGGUUGAGAACCACUGUACUAGGGCUUUUCUGUAUCUUGCUCCAUCCGAUUCAAGGAAGGAUGCCUGCAUCUUGGCAACAGCUGAAACAAUUGGCCAUUUUCUUCUCUGUGGUAUCUUCAACAGGAUGUGCGACGAUGUAUUAUCUGAUACAGAAGUCAUUUUCCAAGAAAGAAUUUUUCACAGGAGCUAUUGAGAAGCUGGAGUCUAAGCCUAGUGCUCUAGCGAUUAUAGGGGCACCACCUCUUAAAGUCCACACUCUCAAGCUGACGGACAAAUACAAUCAUGUUGACAAGUCAACAGCUCAGAUCAAAAUUCCAGUGUCUGGAUCCCUAUUAGCUGGGAAUCUCUGCUCUUCAGCUGUACGAGACCAUUUGAAUCAAAGAUGGGAUCUCCAGGAUGUGGUUCUAGAAUUGGACAACGGGCAACGUAUCCCAAUUUAUCAUUCUAAUAUACCUGCUGUAGAUCUAAAUGAAACAAGUCCUAUACCAUCUUAAAAUAUGUUUAUAAACUUGUUGCAAAGCCUA